AUGUCUUGCAGCUGUGGAUCAAGCUGCGGGUGCGGCUCAAACUGCAACUGCGGCAAGAUGUACCCUGACUUGGAGGAGAAGAGCGGCGCCACCGUGCAGGCCACCGCCGUCGUCCUCGGCGUCGGGCCCGCGAAGGUGCAGUUUGAGGAGGCCGCCGAGUCCGGUGAGGCCGGCCACGGCUGCAGCUGCGGAGCCAACUGCAAGUGCAACCCUUGCAACUGCUAAGAUGCAAGCGGUCGAUGUGUCUGUGGUGAUUGUGCCGGGUGUCAUCGGGUGUGUGAAUAAUGAAACUGGCGCCGGCCGUCUCGUUAGUGUUGUGGUGUGAAUUGUGAAACUAUUGCUACCGCUCUGUGUU
Molecule: messenger RNA, 355 nt
Organism: Triticum aestivum (bread wheat)
Lineage: Eukaryota; Viridiplantae; Streptophyta; Magnoliopsida; Poales; Poaceae
Product: metallothionein-like protein 1
Exons: 2
Coding region: 1-225 (74 amino acids)
Molecular function (GO): metal ion binding
Source: RefSeq, a predicted model, not a curated record